This is a messenger RNA of Nycticebus coucang (slow loris), 2103 nucleotides long. RefSeq names its product NFS1 cysteine desulfurase (gene NFS1). The record is from RefSeq and is a predicted model, not a curated record. NCBI's taxonomy places the organism in Eukaryota, Metazoa, Chordata, Mammalia, Primates, Lorisidae. Gene Ontology annotation, molecular function: cysteine desulfurase activity; pyridoxal phosphate binding. The transcript is spliced from 13 exons. Gene Ontology annotation, biological process: [2Fe-2S] cluster assembly. Gene Ontology annotation, cellular component: cytosol; mitochondrion; nucleus. Bases 64 to 1431 code for a protein of 455 amino acids.
CUUCCGGGAGCCUCGGGCUGAAGAUCGCAGGCGCUUCGGGCGGUGGGCUCUGCCACCGGGACCAUGCUGCUGCGAGCCGCUUGGAGGCGGGCGGCCUUGGCUGUGACUGCGGCUUCAGGGCAGAGGCCUGCGGCACCUACUCGGGAGCUGCGCCUGCGCGUUGCAGACCAUGCUCCCCAGUCGGCUGUUCCCUCAGAUACAGCCACUGCUCCGGAGUCAGUGCUGCGACCACUUUAUAUGGAUGUGCAAGCCACAACUCCUCUGGACCCUCGGGUACUUGACGCCAUGCUCCCUUACCUAGUCAACUAUUACGGGAACCCACACUCCCGGACACACACUUAUGGAUGGGAGAGUGAGGCAGCCAUGGAACAUGCUCGUCAGCAAGUAGCAUCUCUGAUUGGGGCUGAUCCUCGUGAGAUCAUUUUCACUAGCGGUGCUACUGAAUCCAACAACAUAGCAAUUAAGGGGGUGGCCAGGUUCUAUAGGUCACGGAAAAAGCAUGUGAUCACUACCCAGACGGAACACAAAUGUGUCUUGGACUCCUGCCGUUCACUGGAAGCUGAGGGCUUUCAGGUCACCUACCUCCCAGUGCAGAAGAGUGGAAUAAUCGACCUCAAGGAACUAGAGGCUGCUAUCCAGCCAGACACUGGCCUGGUUUCAGUCAUGACUGUGAACAAUGAGAUUGGAGUGAAGCAGCCUAUUGCAGAAAUAGGGCACAUUUGCAGUUCCAGAAAGGUUUAUUUCCAUACUGAUGCAGCUCAAGCGGUUGGAAAAGUUCCGCUUGAUGUCAAUGACAUGAAAAUUGAUCUCAUGAGCAUCAGUGGUCACAAAAUCUAUGGUCCCAAAGGAGUUGGUGCCAUCUAUAUCCGUCGCCGGCCCCGUGUGCGUGUGGAGGCCCUGCAGAGUGGAGGGGGGCAGGAGCGGGGUAUGCGGUCCGGGACAGUGCCUACACCCUUAGUGGUGGGGCUGGGGGCUGCGUGUGAGGUGGCACAGCAAGAAAUGGAGUAUGACCACAAGCGCAUCUCAAAGUUAUCGGAACAAUUGAUACAGAAGAUAAUGAAGAGCCUUCCAGAUGUGGUGAUGAAUGGGGACCCUGAGCACCAUUACCCUGGCUGUAUCAACCUCUCCUUUGCAUAUGUGGAAGGGGAGAGUCUGCUGAUGGCACUGAAGGAUGUUGCCUUAUCCUCAGGAAGUGCCUGCACCUCUGCAUCCCUGGAACCUUCUUACGUUCUGAGAGCAAUUGGCACCGAUGAGGAUUUAGCACAUUCUUCUAUCAGGUUUGGCAUCGGCCGCUUCACUACAGAGGAGGAAGUGGACUAUACAGCAGAGAAGUGCAUUCAACAUGUGAAGCGUCUUCGGGAAAUGAGCCCUCUCUGGGAGAUGGUUCAAGAUGGCAUUGACCUCAAAAGCAUCAAGUGGACCCAACAUUAGAAGAGUGGGCCCCUGACUUUAUGCUGGUCUAGUCCUUCCUGCCUCACCAACCCAUACACAAACAGCUACCUUGUUAUGCCCAGUGGAUGAUCCAGAUUGGCAUAGCCCAAUUUACUUCAGCAUCAGCUCGCCUGUGUGCCAGAAACACAAGGAAACUGUCUUUCCCCAGAUUCAGCUACUUUGGUGGGGAAAUACACCCCAUUUCUCUCCAGGAGUUCUUCUCUAUCAGUGUAAUAUGUGGACAUUUUCAUCAUAAAGCAGUAGAGACAUUUGCUGUGAUAUUGCUGCUGGACAUGUCUGCGUCCUCGGUGGAAAGAGCAAGAGGAACUAGAAGAAGGCUCUUUGUUCAGGGACCCCAACGGUCUGUAUGGACAUUUAAGUCAUUGCUUUCUGCUGCUCACCUGGACUGGUUUCUUCAGCAACAAGCAUAAUCAACUUCAAUUUAAUCUUUUUUGUGGCUUCAAAGAAUAUCUUUUCAUAUUGACUGUAGAACAAAUAGCAAGUUUCGUAGAUGGCUUGCCUCCUUUCCGUUCUCAUGCUUCGUCCUUUCUUCUUUUGAUCUAAUGGAGCUAGAAAUCAUCCGUAUGACUCCACCUGUUAUUCUAAUAAUUUGUUUCUUUCCUUAAAAUUUGUUAAUUUGAAGACUGGAGAAAUAAACUCACUUUGUAUUUA